This is a messenger RNA of Diatraea saccharalis (sugarcane borer), 610 nucleotides long. Lineage: Eukaryota; Metazoa; Arthropoda; Insecta; Lepidoptera; Crambidae. The record is from the annotation of a GenBank genome assembly.
AUUUUUUUUUAUUAAUUCCACAUUUUGUGAAGCAAUGUAUGUUGCAAUGGCCUUGCAGGACACAUGUUAAGGAUAAAACAUAUAUACCAACAUGGAGCAAUAAAUAUUAUGACUAUUAUUAUGGCAAGAGAGUUAGUCCCUCUGCUGGGCCCUGCACACCUACCGUAUUACUCCACUGUCUACUAUUUGAUAGAUUACACAAUAAUAUCCAGGGUUACGUGAUGGAGACGUUUAAAAGCGGCUACUUCAAGAUCCAUUUGAACAAUAACUACAUAGUUGACGGCAUCACGUGUCUCAGCACAGAGAAGUACUCGUUGGAGAACAUUCAGUACAUAUUCAGUCUGCCUUCCAACGUACUCAACAAUGUGUAUUUACGGUAUACUGUAAGAUUUCAUCUUUAAUUAUAUCAUAAAGAGGUAAACUUUCUGAAUUUCUUUGUCGGGAGUAAUCUUCGGAAAUAGGUGCUGAUCAUGAAAAUUCUUUAACCUACUAGAAGUUACACCAUACGCGGGAUAGUUUAUAAUUACCGAGGGAAAAGUUACGGGAUUACAGCUAGUAUAUAAUAAGCAAUAAUAGAGAAAUGAUCGAUAGUAAAAGAUAAUGUCCGUAA